Aphanomyces invadans is the source of this 606-nucleotide messenger RNA. RefSeq lists its product as hypothetical. The record is from RefSeq and is a predicted model, not a curated record. NCBI's taxonomy places the organism in Eukaryota, Oomycota, Saprolegniomycetes, Saprolegniales, Verrucalvaceae. The transcript has a single exon. The coding region runs from base 1 to 498 and encodes 165 amino acids.
AUGACGACCACUUCCUUAGCGUCAACGUCGGCGACGCCAGCCAACAUCCGCUCUGGCAUGAGCGUACAAGACCUGAAGAUGCUCACGGCUCAGCGGGAGUACCGCAUCAUGAUGGAGCAGUACACAUCGACAGUCGGCGAUGCGUCCCAACUCGCGUCGUCGCCACGCAGCAAUCGAAGCUUGAGUUUGUCGCUGUCCGACACGAGCAGCACUGGCAGCGCCAACAGUCCCAUUUCAAGCCCCGUCAUGUCCCCGCAACGACACCAAGCCCCGUUCCACCCUCCGCCCCCUCCACCCAUGCACCUCGCAUCGUCCCACAAGUUCAACCAGCACAGCCAUCACCAUUACCACCAUCAAGGCUCAGCGUAUUCCCGUCACGGAAGCCCUGUGGAAAAGCGUGUGCUCGUCACAUGUGGAGGGCAAAUGGUGUCGGUCAUGGAAGGCGUGCGCAACGUCCCUGACGACAUGUGCUUUGUUGGCGGCAGCCCGACGAUUUGACGAGGUCCGUGUUGGCGCGCGUCCUCGCUGCCUUCGUUUCACUGGAUCGUUUUCGUGUGUUCACCCUUUGUCAUUGAUUGUAAUAUAACUCAAACACGCCGUUCGUCA